Molecule: messenger RNA, 725 nt
Organism: Hippocampus comes (tiger tail seahorse)
Lineage: Eukaryota; Metazoa; Chordata; Actinopteri; Syngnathiformes; Syngnathidae
Product: RING finger protein 208-like
Exons: 3
Coding region: 166-600 (144 amino acids)
Biological process (GO): protein ubiquitination
Molecular function (GO): ubiquitin protein ligase activity
Source: RefSeq, a predicted model, not a curated record
GCUAGGGUGAAUAGAAUUCUUCCGGAGGUCUGUUUACCAGAGCAGAAUUCCCUGGAAGCGCGCUCAGCGCUCACGUCACGUGACACGAGGAGUCACGUCUUUAAGAGUGGCUUGUUGUACAGCAGCACUCAGAACACGCCUCGACCAGCUCAGCGAUCACUUCAUAUGGACACACGGGGCCUCAGCAUGUCUCCAAAUGAAGAUCUGGAGUGUGUGGUGUGUUUCCACCACUACUCACGCAGACAACGUGUCCCACGCCUGCUGCACUGCGGCCACACUUUCUGCGCCACUUGCCUGGAGAAACUGGCCAACGUAGACGGCGUGAUCCGGACUAUCUGCUGUCCCCUGUGCCGCUGGAUCACCUGCACUCGGGCCAGCCUGACCCUGCCGGGGGCUUUGUGGGUCAACACCGAGAUCUGGGAUCAAAUGGCAGAGAAAGAGCAGAAGAGGACGAGGGCAAGGGAACAUUCAGUGGAGGAUGUGGACAAGCGGCUCAUCAGGCCAACUUUCUUGGAUUCGAAUCAAAUUGCUCUCAAGUCUACGCUCCAAAAAAUGUUCAACUGUCUCACCGUGCAAGAGCAGCAGUUGCAGGCCUGCUGAUGUUUCCGUUGUCUUCUGGCGUUCAUCUGGACCAAGCCAACGACACUAUGGUUCCUUGUUGUAUAUAUUUAUGGAUAUAUUGAACUUGCAUAUAGUUUUGGAGAAAUUGAGUGGCUGUAAAAAAA